Messenger RNA from Durusdinium trenchii, 3555 nucleotides. Lineage: Eukaryota; Dinophyceae; Suessiales; Symbiodiniaceae. The record is from the annotation of a GenBank genome assembly.
AUGCGGUGGUGGCCCUUCACCGCAUCGCCAAAAGCACCGACUACCGUGAACUUCAGGAUGAUGCGCGCCGACGUUCCGGCGGUCGACGUUCCGGCGCGGACGCUUCAGAGCUUCGGGGACAGCUGGCGGCGUUGGCGGCCAAGGCGGCUGAGGAGGUGGGCGCUGGCGAAGGUGGGCCCCUGGUCUGACACCAUGGAGGGCUAUGCGCCACGGUCCUGGGACCAGGAUUGGGGUCGUGGCUGGACCUCAGUGCACCGGAGCUUGAAGGUGCUUGGCCACUCCGCUUUGGAUCGACUGCAUGAACUGGACAGCCAUGGUCUGUCCAACGUGGCCUGGAGCUUUGCCAUCGCCCGGCCCGUGCCGGGUGCCUCCGCGGCGCAGAAGGUGGCGGAGAUGGCGCUGCGGAUUUUCCCGGACUUCCAAGCACAAGGUUUGGCAAACACGGCUUGGGCCAUGGCACGGCUCUUGGCAGAUCCAGAGGGCUCAAGUGAGCGACGGCUUUUGGAUUGCAUUGCACAAGAGGUGGCCAAGAAUGCCCGUGAUUUCACCCCACAAGGCUUGGCCAAUAUCGGCUGGGCCUUCGCGACCCUGGUGUGGCGCCAUGAGCUCUUGAUGAAUGCCGUGGCUCAGGAGUUGGCCGAAGGCGUCAGCACUUGGUCUCAACAGAACUUGGCCAACAUCCUUUGGGCUUUUGCCAAGGUCUUGGUGCAGCCUCGACCGGCUCGUGCCAUCCAAGCCGUGGCGGAAGACGUCCUGCUCACCUUGAACGCUUGGAGUGCUUUGAACAUGGCGAAUCUCACCUGGGCCUUGGCCAAGUUGGCCCUCCGCCACGAACGACUCUACAGCGCCAUUGAGCAUGAGUGCCAGCAGAAGCUUUGGCACUUCUCUCCCCAAAACUUGGUCAAUGUGGCCUGGGCCUUUGCCAAGGUGUUGCUGGUCCGCCGCAGCUUCUUCGAAGAGCUGGGCACCUGCGCCACGCAGUUGGCUCCCGACUUCAACCCUCAGAACUGCUCCAACGCCGUGUGGGCCUUUGCUGCGGCCAUGGCCAGCGGCCACGGGCCCUUGUUGGCGGCCGUGGCCCAGCGGGCGACUCGCUUAGCACCCGAGCUGGGACCGCAGGACUUGGCGAACCUUUCCUGGGCAUUUGCCAAGCUCAGUCGAAGGGACCAAGCCUUCGAGGAGACCAUGGCCUCUGAGGUCUUGCGCAAGGUGAAGAGCUGCUCGCCACAGCACUUGUCCAUCAUCGCCUACUCUUUUGCACAGAUGAUGGCAGCCUCGGGAGGACGAGAAGGGCCUGAGGAUGGACUGUGUGCACCAUCAGCUGCACGCAUGGUGGAGGUGGUCUUGGACACUGCCUUGCAACGGGUGAGGGAGUUCGACGCCCAGGGGCUAACGAACCUGGCUCAAUCCUUGGCGAAGCUGGAGAUACAAAACGACUCCAUGCUUGAUGCCUUGAUCCAGGAAGCCGGCCCCAAGAUCUCCACCUUUUCCAACCAAGAGCUGGCCAUGCUGGCCUGGGCCACCGCGCGCCUGGGCCGCUUCCAGGGCCGCGCGCUGCGCCUGGUGGCGCAGGCCACGAAACACCGGCUCGGCGAGCUGACGCCGCAGGACGUGAGUGUGUUGGUGUGGUCCUUUGCUCGAAGUGGCAUGUUUGAGGAAGAUCUCGCUGAUGAGGAAGUGGGUGUCAAAGGAAAAAAAGACUCCAACCUCGGGACAGCCAUGCUGAAGACCUUGACGGAGACCAUCCUGCGGCUGAUCCCCGAUCUGACGCCACAGGACCUGUCCACGAUCAUUUGGGGCUACGCCACUCGCGGCGUGGACGACAAUCCCGAGCUCAUCGAAGCCGUGGCCGAUGAGGCAGUCGGAAAGAUCGCGCACUUUGCACCCCAGGAUAUGGCGAAUGUGGCCUGGGGCUUGGCAAAGCUUGGGCUCUUGCAUGAGGAGUUGUUCCAGGUGCUCUCGAAGGACUUGGUCAGGCGGAUCGAUGAGUGUCAGGCGCAACACCUCUCCAUCGCCGCCUGGUCCUUUGCCAAGCUGGGCGCCGCUUCGCCGAAGCUCUUUUGGGCCAUCGGGCAAGCGUUGUCGAUGCGGGCCGAGCAACUGGAUCCCCAAGGUGUGGGAAAUAGCCUUUGGGCAUUUGCUGUUCUGUGCUUUUGGCACGAGCCCUUCGUACAGGCCUUGGGCCGCCGGGCCGUGCGCAGCUUCGGUGAGCUCACUGCACAGGAAAUGGCCAAUGUAGCCUUCGGUCUUCGAACACUCUUGUGCUGGCGCAGGCAAAGCAAGGAUCCUUCUGCUGAGAAUGACGUUGUGGCAGUGGAGAGACUGCUAAGAGACUUCCUGUGUGCAGCGAGCAGCUCCUUUUGUCGUAAGGCCAUGUCCGAGGGCGCGAGCUGGACGGACUUCGCCAACGUGGCCAAGGCCGUGGCGGAGGAGACCCAGGAAACCCAGGAACUGACAGAACUGGAGGCGCACUUCAGAGCCCUGCACUUGGAGCCCUUGUUCAAGGGCCUUGAGCAUUUGCAGCGUGGCGAAGCAAAUGCACUGCAGCAGCUGCAAGAGGUCCUAGAUGAAGCCUCCACUGGUGCAUCCCGAGACGGUCCGGGAGGCGUGCCCCACCUGGGCGAAGUCUACUCGGCGGAGGCCUUGUGCCACCUGGGGUUGAAUCCCCGCUCGGCCGAGGGCGAGCCGCCUUGGUCUCCUGGAGCUCAGGCAGUGCCAGAGUGGAUCGACCAUGCCCGACAAGAGUGUCGGGAGAGCAACCGCGUGUGGCAGAUCCCCGCCACGGACAGCGUCAUCGCCCACGUUUGCUGGGAUGUCAGCUACAUGGAGAACACUUGGCGGAACACAGGUCGAGUGUAUCACGCCGCAUCUCAACGUGCACAAGCGCGUGGGGUCGUGGUGCCAAAUGUGGCCAAGCACAUUGAGGAGCUCUUGGCACCGCUGCGGCAGCACCUGCGCCGCGACAGUCACCCCGAGCGUUUGGCCUUGCUGGAGCUCUUGAGCGCCCUCGAAGUGGAGUGCGGCGAGGAGCAAGAGGUCAGCUUGCACGGUCGCUUGCAACGUUGUGAGGGACACGUGCGCAUCUACGUGUCACAGUAUCCAUGCGUGUCCUGCCUCGCGGUCUUUUGCCAGUUCCGACGAUGGUGUCCCCAGAUCCAGAUGGAAGUGGCCUUUGACAAUGCGUGGACCAGCUUUUGCGGGCGACCGAGGAACCGGGUCUGAGCUCUCCGAGUCGGCGUUGCCCCGAAGCUGACGGCAGACGGGCACGGAGGCGAUCGCGCGAAAAGAUCCACCUGAACCCAGCAUGGCCGUCGCGGUGACGCCCGUGGCGCGGUCGUGACGGUGCGGCCUGGGCCGUUGCGGAUCAAGAGCGAAGUCUUGGAAGAUCUGAAAUGGGACUGGAAGAUGUGCUUCUCAUUGCUUCUCAGUCCUUGGAAUCUCGUGUCACCCUCGUCUUGACGAAUUUGGGCGGCUUCGCCGGCUUCGGCAUGGCUAGACCAGUCCUGAGUUGGCGGGGGCAUCUCGAGCUUCGAUCGCUCUCGCAGGUUGGGACCG